AUGCGAGCCAUAGCCGCGAGCGUGCUCGCGCCGCGAGCGAACCGCGCGUCGACGCGAACGAGCUCGGCGCGUCGCGCGCGCUCUGGGACGCCAAGCCGCGUCGUCGUCAUCGCCCUCGCGUCGUCGUUCGCGCGCACGACGCGGGACGCGAGAGACGCGUUCGGGUGUCAUCGACGUCCCGUCGCCGCGCGCGCGUCCGCGGACGCGUCGGAGACGCCAUCGGAGUCACCGAGCGAAGAGACGCUCGCGCGGCGCGUCGCGGCGUGGUGGCGCGCGGCGACGAAGAUCGAUAAGAAGAAGAUCGCGAGCCUCGGUAGCGCGGCUUUGCUCUCGUACGGGUUCGUCAGCAACGUGUUCUACGUCUCGUCGCUCAUGCUGGCGACGUACACGGCGGUGAAGACGACCGGGGCGAGUCCGUUGACGAGCUCGUUGUCGAUGAAGACGUUCGCGAGCUCGUACUUUGGAUUUUGGAUGAUUCAAAACUUCUUGAGGCCGGCGCGGAUGGCGCUCUCGGUGGCCAUCUCGCCGGGAACGGAUAAGAUUGUCGAGUUUUUCCGAAAGUACGCGCCGAAUAACGAUAAGAAGUGGGCGUUCGCGAUCACGGUGUUCUGCAUCAACGUCGUCGGGACCUUCGCGUACAUGUUCGCCGGGUUCGGCUUGAUCGUCGCGCUCACGGGUGUCCCGCUCGAGCUCGGAGGUUUGCUGCAAGCGGCAAAGGCUGCAAAGACGGGAGCGCCGUGA
Messenger RNA from Ostreococcus tauri, 741 nucleotides. Its product is annotated as unnamed product. The transcript has a single exon. The record is from RefSeq and is a predicted model, not a curated record. Bases 1 to 741 code for a protein of 246 amino acids. NCBI's taxonomy places the organism in Eukaryota, Viridiplantae, Chlorophyta, Mamiellophyceae, Mamiellales, Bathycoccaceae.